GGAAAAUUUUUCAAAAUGGCCAACUUUUGCGGAGCCGUGGUCGAAACGCGAGUGCUUGUCGCGCGUAUUGUUGCGUAAAAUAAUAACCAUUUUGCUCCGGAAAACGGCUCCGGACCGGGCUAAAAGUGUCGCGAAUCGAAUUGGCCACCGGAUGAACAAGUGCGGAUGCGAGAGUGUAUGAAAAUAUCGCCGGAAAUGUAAAGAAAAUCGACGUUUUUGUGUGCCCCGUUGAAUGUGUAGCAAAAAAAAAGUGAGACCAGCCGAGAGAUCAAAGGAAGCGAAAAAAAGUGAGAAAGCAUAAUGUUGUCAGUUGUGUGAGAAUAUUAGUGGUGUAUUUUUCGGAUUAUUUCGAUUACUGGAAGCAGCUGAAACGCGGGAGCCUCCAGAAUCCGGACUAAUAGUAGCCGAUCCGACGGAUUGUUCAGUAAUUGGAAAUAAGCUCUGCACGGCGGCUAAAAAUCAUGUCAAUGUUUGUAAUGUGAUGAUAUUGUGAGCAAAACGAUGAACUGAAUUGUGUGUGUUGUCUCGUUUGAAGUUGAACCGACUGGUUAAGCAGCUCAAACGUAAGCUCACGGGCGGAAAAGACACCCGCAGAGUGAGUAAAGCCCGGCGCAACGGCACUGGCGAAACAAAGUGACCAGCAAAAUGAAGCGAGAGGGGUUGUGGUAGUAAAGCAAAACCUUGGUGAAAAAUUGAUGUUUUUUUUCGGUUUCUUACUUUUGUGUCGAAACAUGUUGUUCCUCUGAGUAAGUGUGUAUGUAGGUGUGUGUGUGUGUACGUUGUGUCCUAGCAGCUGUUUCUAUCAAGCUCUCGGAUCGUCUUCGUCAGCCAUGACAAAACAGUAAUUAGAGAAAAUAAAACAUUCGGUAAACUGGAGGCUAAGAACGUAAAAGAAUACUGUUUAACGAAUAUAUAGAUGGAAAAAAACCCGAAGAAAAAAGAGAAUAAUUGCAACCCUCAACUAAUGAUGAGAAGGUGAGAUUGUUUGCCAGUGUUAGUGGAAGUGCUAGUGUCAGUAGAACGUCACCGUUUUUUUGUGUUGUUGUUGUUGCUGUUAGUUCUCAAACAGCGAUACCGACGAAUCGUAUGUGUGUCAGUGAGAAAGAAGAAAAUUCGACUACGUGAAAAAGAAGUAGAAAACAGAUAAUAAAGAUUGCCUUCGAGCGUCAGCAAGCAAGCGUGCAGGAAGAAAACAGAAUUGGAAAAAAAGUAGGAGGAAAACUCCUCCGCUUCUGCCCGUCGUCGUUCGUGUCGCCUCCGUCAAUCAUCAAUCAAUUUGUAAUUUGCCUACCGACACUACGAAACAGGGCGGGUAGCGUUUCCGCUUGCGGUGUCGAUACGGCAGGGCAGGAAUCGGCCCAUCAGCCCCAUCUCUCGGGCACGAACUCGUGCUCGAUCAGCCGCUACCCGAGCAGUGAAGGUGUAACGCGUUGGUCAAAUACUAUCUCAUGUGGAAGACGUUCUAGUGGCCGACCCAGAAUACAACCCUACACGGUCGCGUAGAUGAAGCCCACCAAGCCACGGCUGCUAGACUUCCGUGUCUAGUGCAGAGGCACUCCAGCGAACUGGCGUUUCCGGUUGCGAUCACCAGCACCAUCACCCCAGUAGUUGACCUAGUGCAGCAAAACGGCCACCAGCAACGGCCAACGGUCAGGGGUCUCACCUGGGGUGCUAGGUUCGAUCUUGAGGGGCUAAUAUGGCCACACCGCCAACCGAGGGAGAAAUCAGAGUGGGUCCCGGCCAUCAGGUAAACGAUAUCUAUGCAACAUUACCAGACUAUCAACCAAUUGAAAACUACCGCUCCGAGGACGAUGAAGAUCGAGACCUAGAGGAUCCGAGGUGGACCCCCGGCAUCUACAUUGACAACGAUCUGUUGAUGUACCUGACCGCUGCUCGGUCUAUUUCCGCAUUUCAGGGCAUGUGUGAAGAGGAUGGUUGCAUGGCAGCUAGUCGCGACGAUACUACGAUAAAUGCAUUUGAUGUUCUACACGAUUCUGGUUAUGACGCCGGUAAAGCACUAGAAGCUCUACUCAAGUGUCCGGUGACGAAAGGGAUCGAUAAGAAGUGGACCGAGGAGGAAACCAAACGUUUCAUCAAGGGUCUUCGCCAAUUUGGAAAGAAUUUUUUUCGUAUACACAAGGAUCUACUGCCCCACAGAACUACGCCGGAACUAGUGGAAUUCUAUUAUUUGUGGAAGAAAACACCGGGUGCAAACAACAACCGGCCGCACCGCCGUCGACGGACCGGCUCGUUGCGUAGACGCAAUACGCGUACCAACAGUAAUGCUAGUAGUAACAAUACACCGCCAAAUAGUAAUAAACAGGAAUCAACGCCCGAACCGGCCGUGACCGAGUCAUCGCGGCCUUCACCGGUGUCCAAGGAGGAGAAUAGUUCCGUCACCGAGGACGAUAUAAGUGAGUGCGAUAGUGACUCAAGUGCCACCAAGGCAAUCAGAGAAAGUGCAGCGGCAACAGCAGCUGUAACGACAACGGUAGCAGCAGCAGUAGCAGCAGCAGCAGCAGUUGGAGCAACAACGGCUUCAGCAGCGGCAGCAGCAGUGGGAGGAGGAGGUGAAACCGGUGAGGAUUCACCUUCGAGGAUGAGAACUCGCCAGAAACCGACUGCGAAAGAGCAGCAGCAACAAGCCAACGCUAAUAAUAACACUUCCAGCGGGAAACGUCCCAAGCGGGGCGGCAACGAAACACCGGAAACGACACCGGUGGAUAGUCCCAAGACACCUAGCAAAAAGGAGGAGUCCUCAGGAAAGGGGCAAAAAGGUAAAAGCAAAACGGAUACACCGAACAAAAGUAAAAAGCGGAUCAAUGAAUUGGAUCCGGAUGGAAGCGACGAAAAGGACAGUCAAAAGCGGAAACGAUCUGAUAGUCCCACAGAAAGUUUCACCACUGACAGUCGACCGGGAUCGGUGCUGGAUGAAGCCGAAUCAAACAGUGAAGCGGCCACAGAGGUUAGCAUCAAUGUUAGUGCAGCGGCAGCUACACCAACGGCUCCGUCCUCUAAGGAGGAGGAGAAAGAUCCACUUUCCCUUGGACCAACAGCCGAACCGAUGGCUACCGAAUCUCCUGAAAGUAGUAACCCGGCUUCAUCGAUCACGAAAACAGGGGAUGAAAAAGAAGAAGAUGGUACGGUUACGGCAGUGGCAGCUGCAGUUACUGCAGCUUUGCCUACCGCAGCCGAUGCUGCGAAGCUGCCCGAAACGGAAGAUAUCACUCCACCUUCUACUGGAACGCCAACCCCGGUAGCUACGCCAGCUCCGGCGACGAUUCCAACACCAGAGGAAACGAUGGCCGCUAUUCCUACUACGGUAACUGAAGAGCCACCAGAGAAGAUCCCAGAAAUGCUUCCUAAUGCACCUGUACUAGCACCCGAGGCUGUCACCGGACUGAUUCAUCCUACGCCAGGACAAGCUCCCAAUGAACAGGAGAUGCUCUCUAAACUUGCUAACAUGAAACAGGAAAUUAAUGCCCAAAGUGGUGCUGUAGCCCCAGAAUUUAACACAAAAGACGUAUUUAUCAAAAAAGAGCCUGGAGAAGAACUUUCAGAGAAUCAACAGCAGUCGAUUGAACAACCGCAAGAUCUUAAACUGAAGAUUGAAGUGAAAUCGGAGGCAAAACUAAUGAGAGAAACUGGAACACCAGGACAUGGAGAUAUUCCUUCUGAUGGUACGAAAUACGACCCAGAGAAUUUAGCAAUGAAACCCGCUUAUGAGAGUCAUAUUAAAUAUGGAUCUGCUGAUGAUGGUAUGAAGUACGGAGAUAUGAAAUACCCACCGCAAUCAAGUGAUAAUGUAAUGAAAUUUGGACAAGACGAACCGCUGGAAUAUGACAUGAAACGAUUUAUGGAACCUGGAAAGUAUCCUCCACAAGACAGUGCACUAUCUAUGAAAAUCGCACCACAAUCUGGACAUCUUAGCUCGGGCCCUGGAGGUCCUCCGGAUGGUCAACUUCCGAAAGGUUAUCCGCAAGACUUGGUAGGGCUGAACAUGAAAUAUCCUGGAGUGGACGAGCGUUCCAAGUUCGCACAGUCACCAGCAUCGGAUAGUGGAGCCCCACCUGGUUUGCCACUAAUGCCAAAGAGCCACUAUCCAGACCAAUUGAGCAUGUUGCGGCAACAAUAUGACCCAUCGGGAAUGAUGAAGUUUGAACCAAUGGGAAAAUAUCAAGGUCAUCCGCCUCCAUUUGGUAUGUCAAGUAAUCAACAGCAUUCCCACCAAGGUCUUAUGGCGCAUAGCCAACAGUCGGCCUCGCAACAAACACAACAGCAACCGCAAGAUUUGAAAUAUCUUCCACCAGAGUCGAUGUCAGGUAUGAAGAGCAGCUUUUCGGCAGACAAUCUCAUGAAAAGUUCCACCUAUUCGCCAUUAGCUGAUCAAAAUCCGUUGGAUGUUUCAGCGUCCUCGCGGCUUGCAAUCACACCGAAUCAGGACAGUCAAGGAAGCAACAGCAAUUCGCAACCUCCGUUGCAUGGAAGCAUAGCAUCACCUCAAUCUGGUCCUCCUCCUAAUAUGCCACCUAGUGGCUAUUCAGGUCAUCCGGGUAUCGUAAAUCCUGGAUUAAUGCCCAGUAACCACCCGUCCCUCCUAGGUUCGAAUUCCUCGCCUGUACCUACAUCUCAAUCAAAUCAUCCUGCGUCCUCUGGACAAGGCGUUGCCGGCUCACAUCAGCAGCCAGGAGGACCCCUUUCAGCCCAUUCUAUGCACCCAUCGCAAACAGGACAGUUGCCGCCUUCAAUUCAGCCUCAACAACAGCAACCACCUCACAUGUUACCAAAUAGCAGUUUAGCAUCACACAUGCCAAGUAGUCCAUAUCUGUCUUCUUCCCACCGGCAGCCUCCACCAUCAUCGGAAAGUUCUCGACAUCAACCGAAUACGCCAACAUCGAAUUCGGCUUCAACUUCGACAUCAACAACUGCCAACACGAACUCUCAAUCUCCAGCACCGAUGCGCCCUUCCGAUCCGCCACAUCCACGAGAUCUGCCACCGACUCGAGCAUCUCCAAUCAAUUCUCUACUGCAAGGAGUUCAUCCUUCACACGGAAUGCUCUCGCAUCCUCUUCCACUUCAUCUUGGACAUCCAGGAAUGCAACUACCGCCUCAUCAUCCGGCGCAUCUAUCGGGACCGCUGGGACAUGCAGGACUAUUACCACCAAGUUUAGGUGGACCAGCUGGUGCCCUUCCACUUCUAGGAGGUCCAACACCUUCGGCUCUGGGUAGUUUGAUGGAAGUAGCAGGAGCAGGACGCCGAUCGCCUUCAGUGUCCAAUAACCCUCCCAGUCACCAUCCUCCGACAUCGCUCCAUCAGCCUAGUCCGUUGGCACAAUCUCCCUCCACCCCAACAGCUCCAUCUAGCCUCAGUCGAUCCAGUCCUAGUGUUCAACAGCCCGGUGGUCCAGGAUUUCCUUCCUCACAUCAUCAUCGAUCUAGUUCACCGGCGAACUCGGCUAAUUCCAGUCUAAGUCGGGCUAGUCCGAUGCAUUUAAGCCAUCAUCAACCGGGAUCUUCCGCGGCAGCAGCCGUCGCAGCCGCAUCCGAACGCGAACGACAAUUAAUGCGACAGCAGUCACCACACAUGACUCCACCGCCAUCUUCGUCGGCAUCAACUUCCUCGCUCAUCUCUAGCCCGUUGAGUAAAAUGUAUAGUCAAUCUGGUCAACGGUCUCCUCCGCCAAGUCAUCCAUUCAGACCAGGAGCGUCACCACCGGUUAUGCGUCAUCCGCAGAUGCCUCUACCCCUCCAGAUGACAGGACCGAUUCCAGGAAUGCCCGGUUCUGUGAUGCACCCUUCGCAAGCGUAUCCACUAGUUCAUCCAUCCUUGUACAAUCCCCAUCAUCACAAUCCAUUCUUUGCACCGUACCCAUACGGGCCAGCCUAUGGUCCAGGUUUCUCGUACAUGAAACCUGCAGGAUCACCAUUGGACAAUCCGAUGCUGCAUGGUCAUCCCACAAGCAUUCCACCACCACGCCCGGAAGACUCUCAAAUUCAUGGAAACGCACAUGAUAAAAACAAGAAUAAUUCAAAACCACCCCAAAACUCAUCAUCGUCAUCCUCCUCGUUAUCGGGAUCGGGUUCGAAAACGCCCGGAUCUGUUGGUGGAUCAAACAAUAGUAAUAAUAGCCAAAGCAGUAGCGGUCCCGGUGGACCAUCUCCAAGCAAUGUGGGGCAGCCCGGUGGACCACUUAGUGGGAGUCCCUUCCAAGGUAAUCCACAUCAUCCAUCACCGUAUCCUCAGGGGCCGCAUAAUCCCUUUAUCGAGAACCAACUGCAAGUCAGUGGCAAAACUAGCCAUAUGGAUGCGCUGCGAGCACAUGCUCACGCGGCUGCUGGCGGCGUGGGGUUAGGACCUCCUCCCGGACAUCCUGGUCACCAUUCAGGUCAUGGACCACCACCAGGGCAUCAUGGGCCGCCGCAUCAUUCCCACCCGAACGAACCGGUGCAUAUCGAAACAUUAGAUAUCGAUCCCGAUCCGGAGCCGCCGUCGCCAGUGCACGAUGUCAAUCGGGGACCAAGCCCCGAAGCAAAACCAGACGACACCGAGUGUCACCGUUCACAGUCCGCUAUCUUUGUACGACGAUGUGAUCGAGGGGAUUACAACUCGUGCUGUCGGACGGAUUUGGAAUUUAAGCCUACCCCAGAUUCAAAAUUAGCUCGUAAACGAGAAGAUCGUGAUCGCAAAUUGGCAGAGAAAGAGCGAGAACGCAAAGCCCAACAAGCACAGCAACAGCAGCAACAAGCGGCACAAGCCCAACAGCAGCAACACCAACAGCAACAUCAACAUCAACAGCAGCAGGCAGCGGCUGCCGCACAAGCGGCACAGCAGCAUGGAAAGCAACAGGUUGGACCAGGCGGUAUGGGUGGCCCAAUAGGUCAUCCAGGCCAUCCUUCAUCGCAGCAACCUCAAAUGAAACCGGACAUUAAGCCAUACCCGGAUACACCCGCUCUGCGUCAACUCUCGGAGUACGCGAGACCGCACGUUGGUUUCAGUCCUGUGGAAACGAUGGUACCAUCACCAUAUCAUCCACUUUAUAAUAGAGAAAGGGACAUCUUUUUUAGGGAGUUUGACGAUCUAAAGAAUCAGCAGGGCGUUGGCCCAUCACGGUUAGAACCGCACUGGAUGGAGUACUACAGGAUGAGGGGAAUGCACCCAUCACAAUUCCCAGCACUGUACGGCAAUCCGGCCGCCCUGGCACAGCUCGAACGGGAGCGAAUAGGCUUGCUGCCACAUCCCAUUGGGCUAGAUCCGGCCGAUCCGAUGUUGCGCUUGGCUGGUGAAUACCACGCUCACUCCCAUACGCAUCUGCAUUUGCACUCGCAACAGCAGCAAGACACGGCGGCGGCAGCGGCGUUGGCCGGGUUUCAACUACCACCCAAUGUGCCCCCGUAUCCGAGACCGAAUAUUUUGAUGCCGAGAGACCCGCACUCGGAGGUGCUGCUGCGUAUGUCCUAUGAUCCGCUACAGGCCGCUGAGUUCCAGCGUCAAAAUGCAUUAGAUCGCGCCCACUCACUGCACGAGCAGUACCUUAGACAACACGAGCGAGAAAUGAAAGUAAGAGCACUGGAAGAAGCGGCACGUGGCGGUAAACAUUGAGAAAACCAAUAGUGAGAGACACAGUAGGAAAGAAAUGGCGAGAAUUAAAACAAAACAAAAACAAAGAGAUUAAACGAUUAGGUACAACUUUUGUAAGUGCGUGUGAGUUUGUUGGACAUAAGUGUGUGUGUAAAUAUACUAAUUGUAGAGAAGGGAAGGGGGGACCUUAGACCGGUUCGAUUCGCGCAAAACUAACAUGGAACCUACUUUUACUGGUAGGUUGCGUAGGAAAGUCACGAGGCACAAGUUAAAUUCACAGGCAAUACAACAUCGUUAGUAGUAUUUAUUUAUUCAUAUUCAGCGAAUCGGACUAAAUAAAGACAAAGUUGAAAUAAUUGAUAGUACCUACGAAAGUCAGUACUAUUCGAUGGGUUUGUUUCUGUUACGGAGUUUCUCCUCUGGAUCCGAAGGUAGAAGACAAUUUGGUUUUGCUGUCGUAUUCAGUGUUUAUAAAAUAAAUGACAUAAUCCACGAGGACAUAUAUUUGGAUAUAUUUUUACUCAAAACAUAUUUUGUUCAGUAUUCGUAUUGUCAUCAAAGAUGUAUUGUUCGAUAUAAAAUACUCCUACUUCCGAUUGAGAUUUCCGUUAUCGAGGUCUGAACUUUCAUAAAAGGAUUGGAUUGAGCAACUAUCGAAAAAUCUUAAACGCCUCACGGAAAACGGCACAAUGGAGAAAUUAGGUAACAUUGUUCUGUUAGUUGUAAUAAAAUGUGAUAGUACAUUUCAAUUAGAUAACAGCUUCGUUCAAUAUGAUUUUGAAGCAGUUCCUUUUGAACAUAUUAUUGCCAAUUUAUCGAGUAGAUAUUUGAGUACGACCGACAAAACGAUACGGAAUGUGUUUCGAAAGUUUUUAUUCAACCAAAAAAAAAAGCACUUCAUUAUUUGAACUACUUUUGUUGUGGCGACUGAGAGCACAACAUAGGCAAGUGAAUCUAAAUCAAAGAAUAUUAAUGACAAACUUACAUUAUCGAUAAUACAAAUUGAAAACAGAAAACAUUUAUGCAACUAACUGAGGAGACAACAGUAAGCAAAACAAAAAUCAUUUAUAUGACUGUAUAAAAAUGGUAGUUAGUAAGUAGAUUCGUAUAUAUAUUUUAUAUAUUUAUGACAAUUAGACAAGAAAAGUCUUUCUCUAAUGAACAGCUGAACGUGAGACUGAAUGGGGCUCGUUGUUCUGCGGCUUGGGACUUUUGCCGUCGUUUAGUGAAAUGCCAUUUAUAGCAAAAGCCGCGUGUGGGGGAAAACCAUCUUUCACACCGUUAAAUCCCAUUCAUUCGAAAGUGACGAUGGCGCUGUCCACUUAUCAGAACUAUAAACUAACAUAUUGCUUCUAAAUUUAAGGCAGUUUUCGAAACCCUCUGAAUGUCUAUAUUCGUAUGUCGA
Malaya genurostris is the source of this 8984-nucleotide messenger RNA. RefSeq names its product arginine-glutamic acid dipeptide repeats protein (gene Gug). The transcript is spliced from 17 exons. The record is from RefSeq and is a predicted model, not a curated record. Gene Ontology annotation, molecular function: transcription corepressor activity. NCBI's taxonomy places the organism in Eukaryota, Metazoa, Arthropoda, Insecta, Diptera, Culicidae. The coding region runs from base 1697 to 7600 and encodes 1967 amino acids. Gene Ontology annotation, cellular component: nucleus.